ACAUGUCAGCGCUGAACAGAGGGAGUGGAGGGGGAAGGUAGGACGUGAAGGCAGAGAUCGCGAGAAGAAAGCAUGCUUUUUAAAUAGUAUAAGAGAUAUGUCAACAAUGCACUGGUUUUAUUUUACGACUUUCCCCGUCGAGGCAAUUGCGUGAGUAGAUUGGAAAGCUUCGACAUAAAUUCUGCCAAAUUGUGCAACGACCGAAUAAGGUAAGGUAUGGUUCUGCACGAUACGCCACACGCUUAUCCUCUGUAGAAACUUCCAUGACCGUGCAUCACAAUGGCAAUUCCGAACGCCGAAUGAAACGGAGAUCCGACUCGAUCAAUGCCUCCAUAUAACUCGUGGCUCAUGCGCCGUCCUCUCCUUCGCGUGCACACCGAGAACUGUGAUCUAGUCUUUCGUCGUCGAGGCCGGAGCCAUGGCGCACAAGGGGAUCACAACGCCGACGACCCUCGAGGUGACCGUCGUGUCCGGUGAGUCUAUCCUGGUCCGUUCCGGCCGCGCCCUGGGGUGCGGCGCCUACGCCGUGGUCCACAUCGCGUCGUCGUUCGCGCGCACCAGCGUCGACGAGGACGCCGACUGCAACGGCUACCCGUACUGGGCCGAGGCCGUGCGUGUGGCGCUGCCGGCGGGCGCGCGAGGGCUGGACGUGGAGAUCUGCCGGAGCCAGUCCGGCGACCGGGUGGAGUCGGUGGCGGCGGCGCGCGUCCCGGUCGAGGACUUCACCGUGGGCCAGCUGGGGCACCUGCAUUGUCUCAGCUACCGGCUGUUCGACACCGGACGGGGGCUGCGCCGCCGCAACGGCAUCGUGAACAUCACCGUCAAGAGGCUGGACGGAGGCGAGGGCGGGGUGCCGCCUGCGAAAGCGCCUCUGCCGGCGACCCACAAGGCCGUGGACUCUAGCCCCGGCAUGAGUGGUUCGUGCUGCGGUGUCGCCGCGGAUCAAGAGAAGCCGGCGGCUGGUGUGGUGAUAGGGUACCCCGUCGGGUUCUCUGCGACCGGGCAUGCCGACGGCAAGGGCUGUGUAUAGAUCAAUACUCGAUCCAAUGUUAGUUUCAGGGUUGCAUUGUCUAUUUGAUCUUGCAGUAGGAUGUUCUUGAGCUAAUUGCUAUGCUCGGAUCAAAAGGUUCCAGGAUCGUCUGAAUUUGUUUGUGCAUUGGAUGAUUCGAUGAAUUGAACGAAAUAACAACUCUUGUUGAAACAAUGUCGCUGCCUUCUUUUCUGUUUUUGUGU
Messenger RNA from Phragmites australis (common reed), 1233 nucleotides. RefSeq lists its product as uncharacterized. The coding region runs from base 419 to 1030 and encodes 203 amino acids. The transcript has a single exon. The record is from RefSeq and is a predicted model, not a curated record. Lineage: Eukaryota; Viridiplantae; Streptophyta; Magnoliopsida; Poales; Poaceae.